UAAUGGAUAUCUAAGUUAGAUACUAAAAUGAAUAAAUUACUUUUGAUGGAGUACAAUCAUAUGAGGAUUUGUAAUAAGAAAUCCAAUAAAAGUAUCCCCUUUUAACAAAUAUUGAAUUGUCAUAUUAAGAUGAAGAAGGUGAUACAAUUUAAGUUUCAAAUACAAGUGAUAUCAUUGCAAUAGUAAGUGUUAUGAUUAAACAUUACUAGACAGAUUUUACUAAAGUGAUUCUUUAAAUGGAUGCAUAAAUAGAUUAAUAGAAAAUCUAAGAAUUAGAGAGAGCUAAGAAAGUGGAAGAAUUAAAAUAGAAACGACUUGAAGAGUAAAGAAGAAAAAAAUUGGAAGUAAUAUAAUACAAAUUAAUCAUUUAGGAAAUACAAAAAGAAAUGGAUAAAAUUUAAGAAAUAAACUCAGAAAAAGCCUUAAUAGAAGAAUAAUUUAUAUAAAAAUCUGAAGACUUAAGGAAUCGUUGUGAACAAUUGAAUUAAUUUCAAAGUCAACCAUUGCCUGAUUUUAAACAAAUUUUUUAUGACUCCAAUUUUUUGGAUUUAAUUAGAUAAAAGGAAUCUGAACUAUUGGUAUUGGUGGUAAAUAAUUAUAAUUUAAUAUUUUUAUAGGAUUAAAAAGGAUUCGAUACUUAAUUAAAGGCAAACCAAAAGAAUUUUUAAGAGACAUUUGAAAAAUUAUUUGCUAGAAGGACUAUAUAACAUCAGGAAAACUAUUCUAGAUGGUUAGAUAACAAACAUAAGAUUAAUGAUAUUUAUUAAUAGAUUAGAUAAGUAGAAAAUGAGAGAUUGGUAAAAUUAUAAAAAUUAGAUGAAAAAUUGAAAAGACUUUAAGAAAAUUUGAUUAAGAUUAAAGCAGAUUUAAAUAUGCCUUAGUAGAAUGAUGAUUAAUUUUGA
This is a messenger RNA of Paramecium pentaurelia, 902 nucleotides long. The record is from the annotation of a GenBank genome assembly. NCBI's taxonomy places the organism in Eukaryota, Ciliophora, Oligohymenophorea, Peniculida, Parameciidae.